AUGGUCACACCAGAAUUGUCCCAAAACAAGUCUCACUACUCUCCAAUGGCAAAAGCAAGUGUUAGAAACAAAACCUCCUCUUGGUUCAGUGAUGGGUUUCUCUAUCUUGGUGGUGCUUUACUAGCCUUUUUACUAGUUUGGUCAGUUUGGUCCUACGCAGUUCCUAACAAUUUCGACCCCAAAAUGAAUACAAAAUCCGCCGCCACCACGCGAAACCAGCAAUGCGUUCAAGAAAAGCCUGAAGUCAAUUUGCGCUACGACCCACCAGAGCAAACCUUCUAUGACGAUCAAGAACUGAGUUAUUCGAUCGAGAAACCCAUCAGGAACUGGGACGAGAAGCGAAAAGAGUGGCUUAAACAUCACCCUUCAUUUGCCCCUGGUGCUCGUGAUCGUGUGGUUCUUGUGACUGGAUCGCAACCAAAACCAUGUAAGAAUCCAAUGGGUGAUCAUUUACUUUUAAGAUUCUUUAAAAACAAAGUUGAUUAUUGUAGAAUCCACGGUUAUGAUAUCUUUUACAACAACGUUCUGUUACAUCCAAAAAUGAAGAGCUACUGGGCCAAACUACCGGUCGUCAAAGCAGCCAUGUUGGCUCACCCAGAAGCUGAGUGGAUCUGGUGGGUCGACUCGGAUGCUAUGUUCACCGACAUGGAGUACAAGCUUCCGUUACGGCGUUACGAUUACAAGAAUCAUAAUCUGGUGGUUCACGGUUGGGAAAAACUGAUUUACCAGAGGAAGAGUUGGACUGCUCUAAACGCUGGGGUUUUUCUGAUUAGAAACUGUCAGUGGUCCAUGGAUUUCAUGGAGAAAUGGGGAAGUAUGGGUCCCAUGGGUCCUGACUAUGCGAAAUGGGGUCAGAUCCAGCGGUCAGUAUUCAAGGACAAACUGUUCCCAGAGUCAGACGACCAGACGGGUUUGAUUUAUAUGCUUUACCAAGAUAAGAAUUUAAUGGACAAGAUUUACUUAGAAGGAGAGUAUUAUUUUGAAGGGUAUUGGGUAGAUAUAGUGCCAACGUACGAUAACAUAACGGAGAAGUACACGGAGUUAGAAAAAGAAGACGGGAAAUUGAGGAGACGACAUGCAGAGAAAGUGAGUGAGCAAUACGGUGUCUUUAGAGAGCCACACUUGAAAGAGGCCGGGAGCGGCAAAGGGAGCUGGAGAAGACCGUUUAUUACGCAUUUUACUGGCUGUCAGCCUUGUAGUGGGGACCACAAUCAGAUGUAUCAAGGGGAGACUUGCUGGAAUGGGAUGGUCAAGGCCUUGAAUUUUGCUGAUAAUCAAGUUCUGAGGAAGUAUGGUUUUGUACACCCGGAUUUACUGGAUUCUAACACCGUCACCGAGACGCCGUUUGAUUAUCCCGAUGAGGGGCCUUGGUAA
This is a messenger RNA of Dovyalis caffra, 1374 nucleotides long. The record is from the annotation of a GenBank genome assembly. Lineage: Eukaryota; Viridiplantae; Streptophyta; Magnoliopsida; Malpighiales; Salicaceae.